GGCCAGGACGCCGCUUGCCGCUUCGUCGUCGUCGUCGCCGCCGCCGCCGAGCUCGCCUCUUCCUCACCAUCCACUACUUCUCCUUCGCCUUCGCUCGUCGCUGCUCCAUCUCGCUGCGCCGGGUCCUGGCACCGUCGCAUCCGCAGCGCAUCUUGCGCGCCUGCAAGCCUGCCCACGCAGACGGCCCCUCGAGGGCGUCAGGGCGCGGCAUUCGCGCGCACCGUUCCUGACAGGCACCGCUACUGCUGCCCUACUCGGCUCCCGUCCCUCGCACGGACGUGUCGUCGUUGAGCGCCGCCCUCCUUCUCUCUCCCUCACCGCUCCGCCAUCGCUGCACCCUCUUCGCAGCGCAUACCCAGCAGCAUGGCCAUGCCCGGCGCCAACACCUCGCCGUACAUGGCCGGCGGCGCUGCGGCGCAGGGCGCGCCGUAUGCUCCUCCUCCUCCGCCGCCGCCGCCGGGCAGCAGCAACGGUGCAGCACCCUCGCAACAGCAUCCGAUGGCGUAUGCCCACCCGCACCACCACCCGCACAACCCGCAUCAUCCCGCCGAGUACGGCGUGCCGGCGCCGCCGCAGCAGAUGCACUACGCGCCUGCACCCGGGCAGCAGUACGCCGUGCCCUCGCCAGCAUACCCGCCGCAGCAGUACGUGCAGCAUUCGCCCUACGCCUCGCCCGCCCUCGGCGGCAGCGUGCAGCAGCAGCAGCAACAGCAGGCGCAGAUGCAGUACAUGGAGCAGGCCGACGUCAAGCCUUCGCCUCUGAUGCUGCAGCAGCAGCAGCAGCAGCACGUCGGCGACAUGAAGGCAGCUCCAGCAGGCAUGAUGCACAUGCAGCCGCCUCCCUCGGCACACUUUCAGCACAUGCGAGCUCCUCCGUCCGCAAGCUUCGCAGUGCCCGACGACGUGCACUCUCCGGAGCAACAGCAGCAAGCUCGACGGCCCAGCGAGACGCUGACGCGCGACCGCAAGCGCUCUUCCGAAGCGCGCGUCGCGCCGCCGUCGCAGAGCAAUGGGCACGGAGUGGAGGACGACAAGGGCGAGGGAGGCAGCGCAGUGACGAUGUUUCAGUGCCGUGGCUUUGGCGACUGCAAGAUGGUCUUUACGCGCAGUGAGCAUCUGGCGCGCCAUGUUCGCAAACACACCGGCGAGCGUCCCUUCCGCUGCCAUUGCGGCAAGGCCUUCUCCCGACUCGACAACCUCCGCCAACACGCGCACACCGUGCACGCCGACGAAGCAGAGCGCAACGAGACGAUGAUGACGGAGCUCGUCUCGCUGCACACGACGCUCGCUGCAAACGCCGCACAGACGCAGCAUGCGCGCGCUCAAGUGCUCGGCAAGCCUGUCGGCGUCGUUGGACCCGGAGGCAUGAUGCAGCAACACCCUGCCGCACAGACGCAUGCGCACAUGGAGGAGAAUGGGCGCCGCAAGAGCGUGCCCAAGAACGCAAGGUCGAGUCGCAUGAGCAUCGAUGCUCGCGCACACGAGCCGCGUCGUGCUUCCAUGAUGGAGCCCAGCUCUGCAGCUGCGCACUAUGGCGUUCCAGCACAGCCGAGCGUCUAUGGACAGAUGAUGCCUGCUCAUCCGAGCGUCUACUCGCCUGGCGCUCCUACCUCGUACGCAGGCGGCGCACCAGGCUAUGCUUCGUCGCCGGAAGUUCCCGCGCCCAAUGCGUUCCCGCCUUACGCUGCUCCGACGUCGGCAUCGCCGCAGGCCGCAGCACCACAGCACGGCUUUGCAUACGGCUUCCUCGAUCAGAGUCGACCGGAGUACGAAGCUGCAGCGUCUGGCGCAUACGGCGCACCGGCGCCUGGCUUCUACGGGUACGAUGCUGCGCCGCCCGCUGCUGCGGCGCCGAGUGCGGCGUCGCAUGGCGCGGCAUGGACGAGCAACGGCGCACCGACGCAGACGCACGAUUCGCCGACGGCAUACGCGGCUUUCGGCAAUGGCUCAGAGACCGAUUGGCGCUUUGCGCCCGAGACUCAACCUUACGCAGCGCCGUUCAAGCACGAUGCCCCGCCUCCGCCGCCGCCUAUGGCAGCACAUCACGCUCCUCCUCCUGCUCAGCAGUCACACUCACUGCCGCCCGCAACCACGUCGAGCAGCUUCGGAAGCACAUUGGCGGCACAUCUGCAGAUGCGAGCACCACUCACGCAGCAGCAACGCAUGAGCCCGCCGUUGCCGGGCAGCUCGCAUGGCUUGCCGUCGUUGCCGAGCAGCUCGCAUGGUCUGCCUCCGCUGCCCAGCAGCUCGCAUGGCCUGCCGCCGCUGCCCGGCAGCUCGCACGGGCUGCCACCACUGCCCAGCAGCUCGCACGGUCUGCCGCCGCCCACUUCGUCGCACGGCCGUGGUCUCAUCUCGUCGAGCGGUGGAGCCUCGGCCUUCGGACGUCCCGAGACGCCCACCGAUCGGCCCGUGCUGCCGCCUCUCUCCUCGCUCAGUCGUCCCAACACCGCCUCGGGUCCUUCGCCUCUCGGUGUGCCCCGCAGUUCUGGCGGGCUCGGUAUUCCGCCGCCCUUCGCGACGCCGCGCGGCAGCAUUGAUGCGGGACACACGCUGCCUCGCCUCGGAGACUCGCUCUCGGCUGCGGCGGCUGAGCGACGGCCGCUCACGAGUCCAGCAAACGGCGCAGAUGGCAAGCCUUCCGGACUCUCGGCCACACUGCGUGGGCUUUCGCGCCCGACUUCGCGUGGCGGUCUCCUCGAUCCGCCGAGCAUGUCUCUACCGACCACCCUCGACGGUCGGCCCGGCACCAACUCCGGCGCCGAGCAGCGUCGUCCUUCGCGCUCCGGUCUGCCGCCGCCUCUGUCGUCGUCGACGUCGACCUCGAUUCAGCCUUCAGGCUCAUCGCCCUUCCUCUUCCAGCCGCCACCGCUGCCGCGCGAGACCACGAGCGACAGGCUGGGAGUGCGAGAGCGCCCCGGCAGCAGUUCGGGUCUGGCGCACCUCGAGCGUCCGCUCAGCUCCUCGGGCGCAGCCGCUGCUGCGGCGCGCAGUCGUCCGGGCAGCUCGAGCGGUCUAGUGCUGCGCGAGCGCGUGGCAUUCGACGUGCUGCCGCCGUUGGAGCGUGAGAGUCUGCUGGGCAAGCGCAAGUCGCUCGCGUCCCUCUCGUCAUCCUCGUACGCCAAGCGUCAUCGCCCCUUCACCGCAGGUGACUUGCCUGCGCCGCCGCGUUUCGGCGAGGAGGGCAACAGUGCCAGUCGAGCACGCACCAGCUCUCGCAGCGAGGAAGAGGAGGAAGACAUGGAGCCUCCGCCGCCCGAACAGCUCAACACGCGGCGCGUCAGCAUCGCCAGUCUCUGCGGCGACGAUGCACCCGCAGCGACGCCUGCGACACGCCCGAACACGAGCCACAGUCUGUUCACUGUCGCCAGCAGCACCGACGACGAGCCAACGGCUGCCGGCGCAGCCAACGCCUCGACUUCGACGGCGGCGGCGAACAGCGUCAGUGCGGCAAAGAGCUCGCCGCUGAGACGUGAGACGGCCACAGGACGCGCAUGAGCGCCAUGUCUCUGUCUGCCUCUCGACCCCCGACCUAUGCCGUGGGCUCGCUACUUUGCCGUCCCCGCCUUCGACCUACUGGCGUCAAGUCCACAGGUGCACUGCGCUGCACGCCUGCUUGCUUCGACGUUCGGCCGCUGCGGCUCUUCACUUUCGUCACCACCGCCUCUGCCUUCUCACCUGCCCGCCACAAAGCGUCGAUGCUUCGUCCCUCUCGCUCGCUGCCCGCCGCCGCGCCGCUGCCGUUCUACUGCCCUUUCUACCGCCAUCGCCCUUUACCUCCUCCGCCGAGCCACCUCGUCUCUCCCCUUCCCCC
Molecule: messenger RNA, 3814 nt
Organism: Tilletiopsis washingtonensis
Lineage: Eukaryota; Fungi; Basidiomycota; Exobasidiomycetes; Entylomatales
Exons: 2
Coding region: 364-3498 (1044 amino acids)
Biological process (GO): regulation of transcription by RNA polymerase II
Molecular function (GO): RNA polymerase II cis-regulatory region sequence-specific DNA binding; DNA-binding transcription factor activity, RNA polymerase II-specific
Source: RefSeq, a predicted model, not a curated record